CUUUAAGCAAAAAAAGAUAGCUAUUAUUCUACCUCUAUUAUAGUUUUAGGGUGAAGCAGGAAGACCCUUCCCUUCAUUUGUGGGUAAGGCCAGGAUGAAGCAGAGUGGUGAAAAACUUUGUCUAAAAUAAAAUUGGAUGUGAGGAAGCUUCCAGAGGCCCAAAAGAUUCAAGAAACACAGACCUGAGUAAAAUUUUUCUAAACAUUUUAAUGUUUCUGGAGUCAUAUAUCUUUCUCACAUUUCUGACUCACCUCCUCUAUACUGUAACGAUCAGAAGGUUAAAGCAACAAAGGAAAGGGUUCUGACUGUUUGUUUUUCAAGGAGAGGGAUGGGAGAGCUUCAGAUCAUUACCCCACUCUAUAGCCAGGACUAGGGGAGAAGAGCCCCCAAGCAAUGCAUUAUGUGAUUGUAGCUCCUGAAAGACAAGAAAACAGGUGGCCUUGCUGGGGCUGAUAGAAUAAAAUGAGACCCUGGUGGUCUUGAAAAAAGAUUUGGGCCUGAGAAACAGAAAAUUCCAUGAAGGUUUCCCUCCUCUCCCUAAAUUUGGCCUUACUCUGACUAGACCUCAGUGUUUGAACUUCUAUUAGUCCCAAAUAGUAUCCAAAUAAACACCAGCUGCUAGCAACUGAAUGGUCAUUGUACCUGAAUGUGCAUCCUAAGCUGGGCCACUAGUCAGUUCAUUUCUCUUUCUGCAGCUGAAGGAGAAUGCAGAACUUUCCCUGGGACAACCACAGCUCUGUGUCUGAAUUCAUCCUUCUGGGCUUCUCCAGGGAUUCCCAAAUUAAUACAAUCCUCUUCAACAUCUUCCUCUUUCUCUACCUCUCUACACUUGUGGGCAAUGGACUCAUUGUCACCUUGAUUCACUUGGACUCCCGCCUCCACACACCCAUGUACUUCUUCCUCAGUGUCCUCUCCAUUCUGGACAUGAGCUAUGUCACCACUACUGUGCCCCAGAUGUUGGUGCAUCUCAUCUGCCAGAAGAAAACUAUCUCCUAUGUUGGGUGUGUGGCCCAGAUGUACAUCUUUCUGGUGUUGGGCAUCACCGAGGGCUGGCUGUUCUCUGUUAUGGCCUAUGAUAGAUAUGUGGCCAUCUGUUAUCCACUCAGAUACAAGGUUAUCAUGACCCCAUGGCUGUGUGGGGCAAUGGCCAUCUUUUGUGGACUGUGGGGUAUCAGCUGUUCCCUAGUCUACACUGUCUUCACAAUGCGCCUGCCCUACUGUGGCCCCAAUGAGAUCAAUCACUUCUUCUGUGAGGUCCCUGCUGUUCUGAAGCUGGCCUGUGCAGACACAUCCCUAAAUGACCAAGUAGAUUUUAUCCUGGGCUUCAUCCUUCUCCUGGUACCCCUCUCCUUCAUUCUGGCCUCUUAUGUCCGCAUCUUUGCCACAAUCUUGAAGAUCCGCUCAGCUCAGAGUCGACUCAAGGCCUUCUCCACCUGUGCCUCCCACAUCACUGUGGUCACCAUGUUCUGUGGACCUGCCAUGUUUAUGUACAUGAACCCCGGGGCCAAUGCCUCCCCAGAGCGGGACAAGAAACUGGCUCUGUUCUACAAUAUUAUCUCUGCCUUUCUCAAUCCCAUCAUCUAUAGCCUUAGAAACAAAGAUGUGAAGAGGGCUUUCCUCAAGUUAACAGGUUCAAGCAAGGCCUCUGAGUGAGGCCAUUGGAGCACAGAAGGCUACAACCAGACCUGAAACCACAUGUUCCACCCUAUUCCCUCCCAUCACCCUAUGGAUAGGCAUGAAUCACUGACUGAGAGUUAUGGGAGAUAAUAUGUAAGGUUGGUGCCU
Molecule: messenger RNA, 1785 nt
Organism: Leopardus geoffroyi (Geoffroy's cat)
Lineage: Eukaryota; Metazoa; Chordata; Mammalia; Carnivora; Felidae
Product: putative olfactory receptor 2B3
Exons: 1
Coding region: 706-1653 (315 amino acids)
Biological process (GO): G protein-coupled receptor signaling pathway
Cellular component (GO): membrane
Molecular function (GO): G protein-coupled receptor activity; olfactory receptor activity
Source: RefSeq, a predicted model, not a curated record